Molecule: messenger RNA, 832 nt
Organism: Rosa rugosa (rugosa rose)
Lineage: Eukaryota; Viridiplantae; Streptophyta; Magnoliopsida; Rosales; Rosaceae
Exons: 1
Coding region: 264-701 (145 amino acids)
Source: RefSeq, a predicted model, not a curated record
CUUUUACCAUGGCUGGAAUAUGGGUUUCAUCAAUAGCACCAAUGCAAUCCUAAAAUAAAGCCAAUAUUCAAUAAGAGAUUUUGAAUAUUUUUUUAGGAAAAUAUUUUCUCGUGGAUUGUGGAUUUGCUAAUCGACGCCAAUUUUUAGCUCCACUACGAGGUGUCCGAUAUCAUCUGAAAGAUUUUGGUGGUCAAGGUCGCCACCCCAGGAAUGCAAGUGAGUUGUUUAAUCUCCGCCAUGCAUCAUUGAGGAAUGUGAUUGAAAUGAUAUUUGGUAUCUUUAAAUCACGGUUCACAAUUUUCAAAAUCACACCUCCCUUCCCAUUUGAGACACAAGCGGAGUUAGUGUUAGCUUGUGCUGGACUACAUAACUUUCUUCGCAAAGAAUGUCGCUCCGAUGAAUUUCCCGUUGAACCAGAAGAUGAUCAGUCUUCAUCAUAUCUAGACAUGGAAGAUGAAAAUCUUGAACUACUUUCUCAAAGCCAACAACAACAAAGAGCGGAAGCUAAUGCUUGGAGAAUUAGCAUUGCUGAUGCUAUGUGGAAUGAUAGGCCGCGGAAUGAUGAUAUUAAUGGAAAUCAAGAGGAUAACAAUGAGGAUCAAGACAAUGACAAUGAGAAUAAUGAGGAACACAUAAAUGAUGAGAAUCAGGAGGUUUACGAUGAUAAUGAGGUUGGAAUGGAGGAGUAUGCAUCAUUCUAAUGUACUUCUAUAAUUGGCUUUGCAUUUUCUGUUUUGAUUUCUUUUGCACUUUCUAUGAAUAAUUCAUAUAAGAUAAUAUGGAGUUGGACAUUUCUUUUGAUUCAAUAAUAGUUCCUUAUGUCAUUGUAUUA